GCGCCACCUAAAAAGUAAAAACGUUUUAGAAGUAGGAAGAAGCAGCAAAAAGCCAGAGAUAGACGUUAACCGUUGACGCCAAAUUUAGUAAGAAUCGGAACUCCGACAUCUGGAAUCAAUCUUGGCGGACAAACCUCUGUCUGCUUACGCAAACCCUAAAAAGCCAAAACCUUCAACCCACCCACACUAAGCCCACCACCAACUCUCUCUCUCUCUCACACUGUACGGUGAUGCAUCAUGCAUGUCGCCCUCAAUUGCGACUUUUGCACGACUUACGUUUCUCGAUUUCUCUCUCUUACUCUCAAUCUUUCCGUGUAUAUAUAAAUUAGGGUUUCUUGUCUCAAAAUGAAUCAACCACAAGUCUCGGUAUCAGACGUUACUACGAAGGGCUCGGAGGAGGAGCCCGUGGCUCAGCCAAUCGAGGAGGAACCUGCUAAGGCUGCGGAGAAGGCGGAGCAGGACGUUGGUGAAGAGGAGGUUCAGGAGGAACCCGCGGAUUCCAUGGAGGAGGAUUCGGUCGGUCCUGCCACUGUGUUCUGCAUCCGGCUUCAUCAGCCUAGGUUCAAUUUGCAGCAUAAGAUGAGCGUUCCUGAGCUUUGUAGAAAUUUCAGUGCUGUUGCUUGGUGUGGAAAGCUAAAUACCAUAGCUUGUGCGUCAGAAACUUGUGCAAGAAUUCCAAGUUCUAAUACCAAUCCACCAUUUUGGAUCCCUAUACAUAUUGUGAACCCAGAGCGCCCAACUGAGUGUGCGGUUUUUAAUGUCAUAGGAGACUCACCCCGUGAUUCUGUUCAGUUUAUUGAAUGGUCGCCUACUUCUUGCCCAUGUGCCUUACUGAUAGCUAAUUUCCAUGGGAGGAUCACCAUCUGGACACAACCUUCUGAAGGCCCAACUAAUCUAGUCCAAGAUGCUAGUUGUUGGCAGUGCGAGCAUGAGUGGAGGCAGGAUAUUGCAGUUGUUACAAAGUGGCUAUCUGGGGUGUCUCCGUAUAGGUGGCUUUCCUCAAAAUCCAGUGCUGCAAGCUCAAAGUCUACUUUUGAGGAAAAAUUCCUUUCACAGCAUUCACAGACUUCAGCUAGGUGGCCCAAUGUCCUGUGUGUUUGUUCCGUUUUCUCAUCUGGCUCUGUUCAACUUCAUUGGUCCCAGUGGCCUCCUAGUCGGAGUGAUCGAACACCAAAGUGGUUUUCCACUAGCAAAGGACUCUUGGGUGCUGGCCCUAGCGGAAUCAUGGCAGCUGAUGCAAUCAUAACUGAUAGUGGAUCCAUGCACGUGGCUGGUGUCCCAAUAGUAAAUCCUUCUACUGUUGUUGUUUGGGAAGUAACUCCUGGUUCUGGAAGUGGACUUCAAUCUAGUCCGAAGAAAAGCUUGAGCGAUGGGGUUCCAGCCUCAAUUAAUUCAUCUAGUUGGGAAGGUUUUUCUCCUUUGGCUGCAUACUUACUGAGCUGGCAAGAAUAUGUAAUCUCUGUCGAAAAGCAAGGGAGAAAGCAGUCAGAACAAGAUUCAAGUGACAGUGCAUUUCUUCAUUGUUCACCAGUUUCAAACUUUUCUGCAUAUGUGAGUCCUGAGGCUGCUGCUCAGUCUGCAGCAACCACUACUUGGGGUUCUGCAGUUUCUGCUGUUGCCUUUGAUCCGACUUGUGGUGGCUCUAUAAUAGCUGUUGUGAUAGUCGAGGGACAGUACAUGUCCCCUUAUGAUCCAGAUGAGGGUCCUUCAAUCACUGGGUGGAGGGUGCAACGUUGGGAAUCUUCCCUUCAGCCUGUCAUUCUCCAUCAGAUAUUUGGCAACCCCACUUCCAGUUUUGGUGGACAGGCGCCCAUGCAAACUGUUUGGGUGUCCAAGGUGGAUACAAGCAUACAACCAACUGAUGAUUUUAAAGCUCAGUUAGGAGCUACUCCAUCUCCAAUUGUGGAUGCACGGAAGUCAUCCAAUUCUACCGUUGACGAAGGAAAAAGAGUAGUUUGGGAUCCUUUAGACAUGCCAAGUGAUGUUAAAACACUGGCUCAAAUUGUUUAUUCUGCCCAUGGUGGUGAGAUUGCUUUUGCUUUCAUGCGAGGUGGAGUCCACAUUUUUUCUGGUCCUAACUUCACUCCCGUUGACCACUACCAAAUCGAUGUUGGAUCUGCAAUAGCUGCUCCUGCCUUCUCUUCUACAAGCUGCUGUUCGGCUUCUGUUUGGCAUGAUACUCUCAAUGAUUGUACAAUAUUGAAGAUCAUUCGUGUUCUUCCUCCGACUGCUCCAAGUAGUCAACUGAAGGCUAAUUCAUCAACCUGGGAACGUAUGAUUGCGGAGAGGUUUUGGUGGAGUCUUUUGGUUGGUGUUGACUGGUGGGAUGCUGUCGGCUGUACACAAAGUGCUGCUGAGGAUGGCAUCGUGUCACUGAACAGUGUUAUUGCAGUCCUGGAUGCGGAUUUUCAUUCUCUGCCUUCAACACAGCACAGGCAACAAUAUGGUCCUAGUUUGGACAGGAUAAAAUGCAGACUACUGGAAGGCGCAACUGCUCAGGAGGUUAGGGCAAUGGUUCUAGAUAUGCAAGCAAGGCUUUUGCUGGAUAUGUUGGGGAAAGGUAUUGAAUCGGCCUUGGUAAAUCCCUCAUCUUUGGUAACCGAGCCAUGGCAGGCAUCUGGUGAGACAUUGGCCAGCAUUGAUCCUGACGCGAUGGCUGUUGAACCAAGCCUUGUUCCAAGCAUUCAGGCUUAUGUUGAUGCUGUGUUUGAUCUAGCUUCCCAUUUCAUAACACGCUUGCGGCGUUAUGCUAGUUUCUGUCGCACACUGGCUAGUCAUGCUGUCACUGCAGGCACAGGAAGCAAUCGCAACAUGGUGACUAGUCCCACCCAGAGUUCGGGCUCUCCUGCUACAAGUCAGGGGGGCCAAAGUGGCACCGCAAGUUCGACGGGAAGUACCCAGAUGCAAGCUUGGGUCCAAGGUGCUAUUGCUAAGAUUAGUAGCACUACUGAUGGAGUAUCUAAUUCAACCCCAAUUCCCAUUAGUGGGCCGUCUUCUUUUAUGCCUAUAAGCAUUAAUACGGGGACAUUUCCUGGAACACCGGCAGUUAGGCUCAUUGGGGACUGCCAUUUCCUUCAUAGAUUAUGCCAGCUUUUACUUUUUUGCUUUUUCUUCCGGCGAACACAGGUACCGCGCUUUGUUGGUGGUGCCCAGAGAAAUACUGAUCCAAAUAUGCAGAAACCUCAGCCUGGUGCUCCUGGGAAAAUCGAGGAGGUCAAUUCUGUUACUUCAAAACCAACAUCAGCAAUGGCCAGAUCAGAUGACAACCAGGCAGCUCGAGGUGGUCAGCUUAUGCCAGGAGCAAAAGUAGCUGAAGAUGGUCCUGCAGGCCGGUCAAGAUUGGGUGCUGGCAAUGCUGGUCAAGGAUACACUUUUGAGGAGGUGAAAGUCCUUUUCCUUAUACUUAUGGAUCUUUGUCGACGAACAGCUGCUUUGGCCCAUCCUUUACCAGUUUCUCAGGUGGGAAGUGGCAACAUCCAGGUGCGGCUGCACUAUAUUGAUGGGAACUAUACUGUACUGCCAGAGAUUGUAGAUGCAUCUCUUGGGCCACAUAUGCAGAAUAUGCCUCGUCCUAGAGGUGCAGAUGCUGCUGGCCUCUUACUGCGUGAGUUAGAACUCCACCCUCCUUCUGAAGAGUGGCACAGGCGGAAUAUGUUUGGUGGACCUUGGUCUGAUCCAGAGGACAUAAGGCCUCCGGAAGAUAAUGUGAAACUGAGCAACUCAGCAGAUUUACUUGCUUUAACUUCAUCGGGGAAUUGUGAUGUUUAUUAUGGAGCUCAUGCCCUAUGGCCAAGGAAGCGCAGGAUGUCUGAAAGAGAUGCAGCUUUUGGUUUGGGCACUUCCGUGGGCCUGGGACCAUAUCUUGGUAUAAUGGGAUCACGUAGAGAUGUCGUUACUGCUGUUUGGAAGACUGGUCUUGAAGGGGUCUGGUACAAGUGCAUAAGGUGUUUACGGCAAACUUCAGCUUUUGCUUCUCCAGGUGCUACCAAUCCUUCUAAUCAUAAUGAACAAGAGUCUUGGUGGAUCAGCCGUUGGGUCCGUGGCUGUCCAAUGUGUGGUGGAACAUGGGUUCGAGUUGUAUAAUAGCGGGUUUCGCUUUACUGUUAAUUAAUUAGGCUGUAAAGAAAUUUCUUGAGGCUCAGUGGCUAUAUGGCUGGUUCUAUAAUCUAUACUAAUAUAUUCUAGGGAACUCCAUCGGGGAGUAUUUUUCGGUCAGUACUUGCCCAUUGGAUAUAGUUGGUAAGCACCAACAGCAGGAGAUUUUUUUGGUGACAAACUGCAGAAACAAUUAGUAGCUUAGAAGCAAAAUAACUGUUUCGUUUUCUUGGUUUACAAUGCAUGACUACAUGUAUGCAUAUGGUACAAACACAUAUGACUUUGGAGAAAAGGGGCGGGGAAGGAAUAAACUUUAGAGCCCAGGUUUAAGUUAUGUCUGUAUCUUUUGUAUCUUUUCUUCAUUUAUUUCUUCCUUGGGAAAUAUGUAUUAUGUACUCUCUACGGUCUACAUUAUUGACAGCUGGUGAGGACUCUACGAAGGAUACUGAUCACAUGAUUAAUCAGAACAGCGACAUUUUUAUGGCCUGAAUGUACUGUGCCAUUGUACAUUACUUGGUGGUUCUGUUUA
Tripterygium wilfordii is the source of this 4624-nucleotide messenger RNA. RefSeq names its product mediator of RNA polymerase II transcription subunit 16-like. The transcript is spliced from 17 exons. Bases 346 to 4083 code for a protein of 1245 amino acids. The record is from RefSeq and is a predicted model, not a curated record. Gene Ontology annotation, cellular component: mediator complex. Gene Ontology annotation, biological process: regulation of DNA-templated transcription. NCBI's taxonomy places the organism in Eukaryota, Viridiplantae, Streptophyta, Magnoliopsida, Celastrales, Celastraceae.